AUGCUGGUGUUGAUGUUGGUGGCGGCGGCGACCUUGCGGCUCUGCUUGGUGGCCGGAGCUCAGCAGCUGUGCCGUAUUCACACGGUGAGGACAGGAAAGGUGUUUCAUGUUAGUCAGCAAAUUCAAGGGGACCAUCUGUAUUUUUCAUCGGGGACACCACGCUUGAUUAAACAUCCUUGCAAGAAAAACAUAGCCCUGUAUCUAGGAAGACAAAUUUUUUUCACAAGAGAUAAUUUCAAAAGUAGUCUCCUUCCACUUUCCCUCCCUACAUCAAUAAAGGUCGGCAUACCGGAAGUAACAUCGGCACAUAUCGCUGGCUCGGUGUUGCUGUUAGUAGUGGAUCAAAAAGUCUAUGUUUAUGAUUACGAAGCCAAUUCCUGGAACGCAUCUAUAGGUAUAGAACACCCUGUUUCACAUAUUUCUGGUGAUAAUUGUUGUUACAGCGGACAUCCCUUUUGUGUGGAUAUAAGUAAUUCCGUGUUUGCUUAUUUGCAUGGAGAUCAGAUAUCUCAGACCCAUGUGUAUUUCUCAAACACCCGGGGAUACACAUUUCAGAAGUUUGCCUACGAAAGACAGGCAGAACUAGUCGGGUCUUUGGGUGGGGUCUUCUAUUUUCACUCCUUGUCACAGGUUGGGCUGCUUCUCAUUGACCAAGGGAAGGCUAUGUUCAGCUACUCAGAACACCCCCUGAACCGCAGUUUGGGGCUGCCCUUUGACUACAAUGGGACCCUUGACAUCCUCAUCACCCCGGGCCAGAAAGGCAUUCUGAUCUUCUGGUUUGAGAAGAGCCUGUUGGUUUCUGGAAACGCAGGUCAGCUCGUUUAGCCUGUCCCCAUGGACGAAGAACCCGGCAUCUCGUAUUCUUCCGUUUCGGAAGCCAACGUCACCAUCCACAACAUCGCUGCCAAUCAGAAUGAACUGGCAGUCUUAACUCGGGAGAACAGUUUGUAUUAUGGCAGCCUCGGAAUCCUGCCAAGUUCUCUAAUCAAAUUUUCAGGCCAAAACAUCUGGUCCCAAGAGGCAGCCGUGAUGUUCACUGAUGUGGGGCAAGUGGAAAUACUGACCCCGCUCCCCGAUCCGAUGUUUCCAGCUUUUGAUUUCCAGAGGUGCCCUAUGAACGUUCAGGAGAUUCUCAUGGAUCCCCAACUCCAAGUUGACGUUUGCAAAGUAGAGCUUCUGCAAGGAGAAUUUGACAACAGGAUGUACAGCAUCGACAUGAACAGCAAACUGCAGCUCACGGCGCUCAUGAUUCCGCGGCCAGGCAGGUCACCGGUCCCACUGGCAAUGGUGAGCAACCCCACCCUGGGGCUGCAGGUUAUCUACGAGGACGGCUACACCUAUGACUUACCUGAAAGCUGCAGACUGAACAUCUCCCUGAGGCAGCAGCACCACUGGGGCAGGGCCAACCCCAACUUCACCUCCAGCAUAAAGAAACCCACAGUAUCUACCAUCACUCUGGACGUAGCCAACAAGGAAAUUUCAUGUGUGGACCUGAAGCCACUGACGGCACUCAUUUCAGUGGGUUGUGACCAGGAGAAAAAGAUCGUCAUUCAGAACAAAAUCUCAGCCUGUUCCAACGGCAUCCUGGACCCCGUGGGCCUUCAGGACAACUACAGCUACAUCAUCGAGAAGGAAGCGUAUGACCCCAACUUCCGGGGACAGAUGUCCCGCGAGGACCUGGUGGUGAACUAUCGGUACGAGAAGCUGGGCUGCCCCCGCCUCGUCUACUACAACACCCCCUGGAGGCCGGUGGUGGAACUAUGCGAGGGCGCGACCGCAGCGCAGCAACGCCGCCAGCAGAACUACAUCAGCUGCCAUGACCCCGACAACGACGCCCCUCUGAGAUGGCCAGAUGUCCCGUAUCAGAUCUUGGGAGGCCCAACAGCAAACAAGGUUAUUUUUGACCAAAGGAACGGGAUCUACGUCUUCUUCCUUUCUAUCGUGGAUCCCUACUACAGUUACUGUCACCUGGAGACCACCUUCAGCGUCUACGUCUACGGGGCCUUGCCCCCGUCCAUCAUCCCGACGACGGUCACCAUCAUCCCGCUCAUAAUGGCCAUGCUGCUGUCCGUGUGGUCGGCCUACAUGAUCCCCAAACUGCUGCACACCGAGAAGGGCCUCAGGCUCAAGGAGUUCUGGAUGAAUCUGUGCGGGAGACUCAGAAACCUUUGCCCGUGUUUCCAAGGCAGGUGCUGA
Messenger RNA from Puma concolor (puma), 2196 nucleotides. The record is from RefSeq and is a predicted model, not a curated record. NCBI's taxonomy places the organism in Eukaryota, Metazoa, Chordata, Mammalia, Carnivora, Felidae.